Messenger RNA from Anopheles merus, 9848 nucleotides. It is a transcript of the gene Mef2, whose product is annotated as myocyte-specific enhancer factor 2. The coding region runs from base 2416 to 4629 and encodes 737 amino acids. The record is from RefSeq and is a predicted model, not a curated record. Gene Ontology annotation, biological process: cell differentiation; positive regulation of transcription by RNA polymerase II. The transcript is spliced from 11 exons. NCBI's taxonomy places the organism in Eukaryota, Metazoa, Arthropoda, Insecta, Diptera, Culicidae. Gene Ontology annotation, molecular function: DNA-binding transcription factor activity, RNA polymerase II-specific; histone deacetylase binding; protein dimerization activity.
CUGCUGUGUUGUGGCUGUGUGUGCGCGAAGGAAAAUUCCAGCAUUUUGCAGUGCGUUGGAGGGAAUAAAUAAAUUCCAUUAUAAUACCACCGUUUCGCCACUGACUUCAUUCGCCCACUCGAGCGGCCAUCGAAGGUGCGCAUGAACGCACAUCCUGGUGAAUGUGGCUAGUGUGUAGUUCUGGGUAGAACAAACCCCCCCCAAAAAAAAAGGAAUCCUUUCGUAAAUUCCGUCAGUGUAAAGUUCGGUGUCCAUCAUCAGCUGAUAUGGAGAUUGUGACAGCGAAGCAAUGUGAGGUUUUGUUUACCUGCAGCAGCAGCAGCAGCAGCAGCAGCAAGGAUAAGAGAAUGUGGUGAUCAGAUUGCGUGAAACGGCGUGGUACAUACACACAUACACAUCUGCGUCGGAUGCACCAUUGAAGUGCAUCAAUCGUGAGCUCAUCGUGCAGUUUGGUUUGAUUUCCGUUCAAGACGUCAGCGCAUUACCGCACUUGACCCGUCGUGGGAGGGGGUGGCAACACAACACAACACAAAACACCCGACACAAGUGCACGUGGGAUAGAGAGAGAGAGCGAGCGAGCGAGAGAGAACAGGUGGAGGAAGGUGAAGAUUGUGUGAAGUGUGCUGCUGUUUGUUCUGUGUUGCGCCAAACGUUGUGGUGAGGUGGUGUGUAUGUGGGUGGGUGAUCAGCAUUAGUCGGAUUCCUUCUGCAGGAAGAAGCCCUCCAAAAGGCCCCGCUACCACGUCGGAGGAGAGGCACUUAGUGCCUGAAGCGCACCGGGUGUUUGGCGUGAAAUUUGCGUAAAGUGUGGCUAGCUCUCGGGAAGGAGGGUGGCAUUGAAAGGUACCGAGCGAAGUAGGAAACGGUGAAGGAAGGAAACAGCUCAAGUGAUAAUUAUUGAUAGCGCGCAAAGUGGCCCCCGCUGCUGAGCUGUGCGAAGCUGGAAAUCGAAAGGGAAACGGAAUGAAACUGCUCGCGCAGAUAAUUCCCCUACGGGCGGUGGUGCUGUAGUGUGAAGGAGAGGCAAAUCAGAGGGGGGGGCUUUUUAAAGUGCGAGCGUACGAGCGAGAUGCAAGAUAGGUAAAGAUUUGUUACGUAGUGAGAACACGACACGACACGAGAAAGAAUAAGAGAAGGGGAGGGGGUGAGUGAGUGAGUGGCCAAGGGGUGGGUUGGUUGGGUGAGUGUUUCGUGCACAUGUUGUGCGUAUGUUGAGACAGCCCUGCACAAACACACAUUCAUACAUACAUCGCGCGCGAGAAAAUUUGUGUCCGUGUGAGUGAGUGUGUGUGUGUGUGUGUGACUACCCGCGCGAGAGAGAGAGAGAGAGAGCGAAAGAGGAUGCUGCGAAGAAUUCGCCAGCAAAGCAAGCAAAGCCCGAACAGCAGCAUCCCCAAGGCAACAGCAGCAAGACAAGUGUGACAAGAAGUUGGCUGCUUCACAUCGCGGUCGCCGCCGCUGUCCGCAUUUGUGUGUUGAUCUCGAAGCGUUUGAUUCGCUGGGUCGUGUGUCGACGGCCACCGCAGGCCGAAAAGGGGAGAGCGAAAGACCCGUGUGUGAGCGCCACAGUGUUGUCAAAGGUUUCGCCGAGUGUUGUUGGCCGCAAAAGUUCAGAGUGUAGGUUGUUGGUGUGGUGUGGUCUUUCCCUUCGCCUCCGUGGCGUUAUCGUUGUGUUGUUUGGUUGUUUGGCUGUUGUCAUUGGCACACUCCGAGAGUGGGAAAAGGCUGAUUUUUCACGAUGAAGUUUGGCGCUGAAUUUCCCGUCUAGCGGUUUCAAACAAAAGGACUUUUUUGGAAAGUGAUGUACUGGACUCUUCAAACUCUGAGAUAAGCGCAACGUGCUUGUGUGUCGUCUUAGUGCUGCAACGCUUCCACCAAGUGGUCACCGAUAGUGCAUUCUAAAUGCGCCUGCAUGGCAUAGAGACGACGACGGAGUGCCCGAACCGCGAGUGCCACACGUCAGCGUAACCGCGCACAAUAGCACAACAAAGGGGGAGAAGGGGGCACAGUAGGGCGCCCUUGAUCUUGACCCAGGAACACAGCCUGUCCCCAGGUGGUCACACCAGGAAGGAGCUUUUCAAUUGCUGCACAGUCCAGCACGCGCCCUAGCCCUAGCUACUAGCAGUAGUGGGUGAUGCGGUAUCAUUAGUUCUAGCGGAUUUGCGGAGUAGUGUAGCACACUAGUACUUACACACCAACCUGUGCCAUAAAGUAGAGCAAGAAAGACAACACUUUUAUCCGGUGGAGACACCGCGCGGAAGAGAGAGAUAGAGAGAGAGAGAGGAGACAGUACGCAACCUCUUCUCCACAACCAGAACCAGUGUCGGGCAGCGUUCAGUUACGGCCGAACCGCCGGACGUCUAGAUUGCGAACGGGAAGCAGCCAGAAUAGCCGGCCCAGAGCAUCACACUCACGAUGGGACGGAAAAAGAUACAGAUUUCCAGGAUAACGGACGAACGGAACCGGCAGGUGACGUUCAACAAGCGCAAGUUUGGCGUGAUGAAGAAGGCGUACGAGCUGUCGGUGCUGUGCGACUGCGAGAUUGCGCUGAUCAUCUUCAGCAGCAGCAACAAGCUGUACCAGUACGCCAGCACGGACAUGGACAAGGUGCUGCUGAAGUACACCGAGUACAACGAGCCGCACGAGUCGCUGACGAACAAGAACAUUAUUGAGAAAGAAAACAAAAACGGCACGAUGUCGCCGGACUCGCCGGAACCGGAGGACAGCUACACGCUCACGCCCCGCACCGAGGCCAAGUACAACAAGAUCGACGAGGACUUUCAGAUCAUGAUGCAGCGCAACCAGCAGCUGACGGCGGGCGGCGCCCGGCCGAACAUGGCGACGAACAGCUACUCGCUGCCGGUGUCGGUGCCGGUGUCGGUGCCCGUGAUCGGCACGUACAACGACUCGAUGCUGCAGAGCAGCCCCCAGAUGGCACACAAUAGUAUUAGUCCACGGCCCUCCAGCUCCGAGACGGAUUCGGUGUAUCCCUCCGGCGGUAUAUUGGAAAUGUCAAACGGCUAUCCCCAUUCGGCAUCGCCCCUCGGUGGAUCUCCCAGUCCCGGUCCGAGUCCAGGUAUUGGCUCUCAUCAGGCGCAUAACAAUAACAAUAACUCCCAUAACACGCAUAACAAAAAGUUCCAUUUCGAUAAUGCAGUGCAAACGAUCAAGCAAAGCCCGUCGGGUGGCAGUGGCAGCUCCGGUUCGCGGUCGUUGCGGGUAGUGAUACCGGCCCCGAUGAAUCCGACCAUCACGGCAGAUGACAUUUCAUACGUGGAACAUACGCGGCAACAGACGAAUUUAAACACGCCGGUCGUGGCACUGCAGACACCGAUACCGGGACUCACCAACUAUACCACCACGCUCGGCUCGUUCGGUGCGCAGGACUUUUCGCUCAACCCGGACAUCAUGAUCGGCCCGUGGAGUGCGGCAUCCAGUCACAGCCAAAACACGUCCGCGGCAGCCGCAGCCGCCGCCAUGGGCAGUCUCCAGCACUCGAGCGGUUUGCCCCAUCUAGCUGUGUCGAACAGUACGCCUCCGCCGUCGACUUCGCCCCUGUCGGUGAAGAUUAAGGCGGAACCGAUCUCACCGCCCAGGGACCACCACAACAACUCCCACCAUCACGGUGGUGCGCCUGGUGGUGGCAGUAGCAGCGGGGCAAGCGGUUCGGCACCGGGCGCAAAUGGCGUCCAGUCGGCGAGCGGUGGCGGUGCGUCCUCCACGGCGACGGGUGUCAAUGCGAACAGCGGCAGCAACAACAAUGGAAGCGGCAACAGUCAGCAACAGAACGGCGCCCAGCAGCUGACCGCCAUGGGCAAUGUGGUUGUGACGGGAGGUGGAGGAGGUGGCGGCGGCGGUGGUGGUGCGGGGACGAGCUCACUAGGAGCGAACCUGAACCACUCCCACCUGAUACAUUCGCGUCCUUCCUCGACCGGCCAUCUAACGCCGACACCGGACUCUUAUAUGCCUAUCGGUGGGCACCUGGCAGGUUCCGUGACGCCAACGAACGCACCCUCCCCGGUGGACAUCCGGCAUCUCAGUACCGGCGGUAGCCAUCUGCCCGAGUACGACACCCCCACCGCCCAGGCACAUAACGGCAAUCGUGGAGCGGACGGUUCGGCAUGCUACCUGGAUGACAACUCAAACCACGUGGUGGUAAUAUCGGAUGCGGACGGUAGCAAUACCAGCGACGGCGGGAUGGGCAGCAGCAGUGUGGCCAACUUUACGCAUAAGCUUCACCAGCAUCUGCACGGUCACGGUGGCAGUGCGCACCAGUAUCAUCAUCAUAAUCUGCAGCAACAGCAACAGCACCACCACCAUCAGCAGCAGCAACAACAUUCGUCCCAACUCUUGCAUCCCUUCUAUAAUCAACACCAUCAUCAUCAUCAUCAUCAUCAGGUGCAGCAACAGCACCAUCAUCAGCAGCAGCACCAUGCUGGAAGCAGCGGCAACAACAGUAACCAUGGCUACUCGAGUCAGCCCACGUCACCAUAUCACAACCACAACAGCAACAGCAGCGAACCGAAGCAUCUGCAGGGAAGUCAUUCGCCCUCGCCGGGUGUAACGCCCGGUCCGUCCGGUUCCGUUGACGGGCAGUCGCAGGCAAUAGCGAUGCAGCAGCACUACUGAGGUACGCCCGACCGACCGUGCACCACCGAGAGCUUAAGCCAACACCCGGCACACAGUGUCCACAGAAGACAUGAGAUAUUAUAGUUACUGAAGUCAAUGGUUGAGGAGAAGUCAUUAUCGUUAAGCAGAAAGUAAAACAGAGAGAGAGGAAAGAGGUUACAGGAAUCGCUACACUUGCCCGUUGCUGCUCCUACGUUUGGGAAGCGUUAGAGUUAUCGAUGAUUGUAAAACGUCAAUUCAAGGCACGAGAUUCAUUGGGUAGAAGAAUAGUAGAACGCUGGCAAGAGAGCAUGGAAGGAUGCGUGGAUGCGGGAGAUGGAGCCGUGAAAAACCUCGCGAGAACGUUUAUCUCUCGCCAUACACGAUCCUUCAAACAAUUCCCUUACGAUUGUAUAAGUUUGAGUGUGCGUGUGUGUGCGUGUGUGUGUGUGGUUGUAUAUCUGUAUCUGUAUGUGAGGUUGUGGCCAUAUUGUAUGUUCUUCCCAGUGACACAUACUACACGCGCGUGUCCAAGAGGAAAGGCGAUCGCAACGAUUGGUUUCACCGCUCGCUCGCUCCAAAUGCUCAGCGAAUCUUCCAGCUUAUUGUGCGCGGACCACAGAGGACGGGUCCCGCUUCCCAACACCCACCAUCCCCAGCGUUGCAUGUUGGAUCCUCUACUUUCUAUCUGGAUGUGACGGUGUUUGUUAGCUUUUCAAAAAUCUCAUCGUUCACCAGCCCUAUUCCGUGCGCGAGAUCGGUGUAGAUUGAUGUUGACUUGUCAGCAGUCGCAGUCGCCAGCAGGGAGACGCAGGGUUACAAAUUGGCAUUACUCCCGAGCCAAACAUAUCAAACAUAAUAUGAAGCUGACAAACGAUUCAAAUUGGCCCCACUACUACUACUACUACUACGACAAUGAUCGUACAAAACUAGUAUAUAAAGCUGUGUGCUCCUGGUGUUGCCAAUUGUGAGGUAGAUGAGGAAAAGAAAACAACAACCAUGAGAUGGAAAGAAACGUCUAUACAAAGUAUGGAAAAGGAUGAAUAGGGGAACACAAAACAAUAUAAUUACCCAAAUGCUACAAUCAUCCAAGCUGUAAAUUGUAAAGUGAAAAGCAUAAAACGGUGAGGAGAAGAACCCAAAUAGCUAUUUCAAAACUGUUGAUUUGCUGCAAUUAGAGACAAGGAACAAAUAAGCGAGAGAGAAAAAAGCCCGUCUACGUAGUAGGAAAUAGGACUAGAUAUUUCAUGUAGUGCAAAAACAGAAGAAGAAGAAGAAGAAGAAACCAAGGAGAAAACAAAACCAGCGGUGUGCAGAGCAGCAACCCGAAUGCGAAGAAAGAGCAUGGUAGCAUAAAACGUACUAAAGCAAAGCAAAGCAAAACAAAAGCGUAAAAAAAAGAAAAAAGAAGAAACCUAGUUUGUGUGCCAUUAAUAGGAUAACGUCUCUGUAUAUUUUACGAUAGCAAAACAAAAAAAGGGUGGAAAAGUGCGAAGAAGAACAAACACUGCAGCAUAGUACAGAAAGCAUAUUAUGCUGCAAAUAGCCGCCGGAUGGUGAUGAUGAUGAUUGUGUAUGAUGAUCAUGAUCGGAGACAUGUCGCAGGACAAACAAUUUAGCCUUAGUAGUAAAACAAAACAAAAACAAAAAAGUCAGUCAAAGCGUCGGUCAGGGAAGGAAGGAAGGAACGCUGGAAAAAGGGGUGGAGAGUAUUGCAGGCCACUCACAUACACACAAUGUCUGUGUCCGCCGGUAGAUAUGUAAUACCGUUUUCUGUAUGUUGUGUAGCUUAUGUUUUUUUUUUGUCUUCAUUGUUUGUUAGCUACGUUCUUUUCCUCCCUCCGUUUGCUUACUUCCCUCACCCGGUUUCAUUUUCUUAGUUUUAUGUACGGUUUGUUCUUUUUUGUUUUAAAAACUCGUGUAGGUACUAUUUUCUUAUUGUUUAGAAAAGAACAUGCAAAAACACACUACAGACAGACACCAUUGUCACACAGACGAUCAGACAAACAAACAAACAAAAAAAGCAUCCAGAUCAGGGGGUUCGGUUUGGGAUGUUUCGCUGCUUAGGCAAAACCGGCAAGCGGAACGAAACGCGUUGAAACGACGCAACACGCGCCUCGGUGCAAGAUAGUUUUGUAAGUUUUUGAAUUUGUUUUAUUUGUUUUACCGCUUUCACGUUCAAAUACGCUGCGCUCCCUCCCGCUGCGCCAGUGGGUGUGAACGCAUUGUGUCGCCGUAUUCGCUAGCGGAAACCGCCAGUGCGUGCAAUAGUAGAAUCCCUUAGUAGUAGUAGUAGUAGCCUAGGUGGCUAUAGUGUGUAGUAUGAAGGUAGUACAAGCACUACCGGCGAGAGUUGGAUAAGAUAUUUGGAAUUUGGGGGGGGGUGGGAGACACGGUGAAGCAGCCGGACGGGGUGAGAUCAGCUUAGGUUUAGGCUAGUGCUACAAAGAAUGAUAUUUAUUUGAUCUAUUACUCUAUUAACUACUACCGUGUAACAGCAAAGUGUUAGGGGCUACACCCGUGUUUGCCAACCGUGUUUUAAACUCCUUUUUUUUCUUAAUCUGAUUCUAUCACAUUGAACCAUCCCCCGCUUCAUGUGUGUGUGUGCGUGUGUUGCGCUGAGUUUUUGGAGUGAUGUACUCCAGAAAAACAUCCACUAAUUUCACUUUCAUUCGUAUGAAAUAUUGUAUAUUGUGUAGGAACGAAAAACGAACAGCAGAGACAAACAAACCCACACACUUAGCCAGCGAAGAACACGCGCGUGGCCACGAUCCAUUAGACAAGGGCGAUUAGAACGGAAGAUGCCGGUUCGUGUGCGUCUUCCAAGCAAAAAACAAAAAAUGGCAAUGCCGAGCGAAGAUGGUCCCCUUGUCCAGGGCAUGCACGUGUACUGGAAGAAAGUGUGUUGCAGUUCAGCGGUUACUACUGACUGUGCUGCUAGUGCUGCUGCUGCUCGUAUACUUCCGCGUAGGUUGAGAAUAGUGUUUUCUUCCUUUCCAGUCAUAAUAGUUUAUAAUAGUUUAAAUAGGUUUUUUUUUUCUUUUUGUGUGUGUGAACGCGUCACGAUGCAUCUCGCUCCCAAGCAAACGGAUUUAAAGAAAAAAUGUGGCAGAACACGUUGAAAAGAAUGUGAGACAGUAAAGAUUGGUCUUUGAUUUCUUGAAUAUGAUUUGUUUGUUUUGUUUUGAUUUUUCCUCCUUGUUUUGUAAGUAUCUUGUUUUUAGCCAAUUGUAUUUAUUAAUUUACUUAUUUAUCGUUUUCAGUUCAUAUCCGUUUCAAAAGCUCUCUGUGCGGACACACAGCUGCCGUAGGGAGAAAUGCUUUCAAAUGUCAAUGCUAACAUGAUCCCACCACAGGCGGAAGGCGGCACAAGCGAUACAGCGUGUUGAGUGUGCAACGAUUUGUGUAGUCAGUCGGUCGGUUGCUCUGUAGUAGAACGGCCAAACGAGAGGGAGAGAAGAUGCCGUGCUCGGUAGGUAGAAAAUGGCUGACUGUACAUUAUUACGCAGCAGGGGUUGCAUUAUGCUUAGUGAAAACAGUCCCAACCGCUCUAGAAUUGCGUACAUUGCGCAGCGUUGUCAAAAAGAAUCCCUCCAGCGAAGAUCGAAGUUUACCACUCAGAAAAAAAAGAGCGAUUGGGGAGAGCAUAACAUGGCACAAAUCAUAGCAAACAUGGCGACGGAGUGACAGUAGUGGCAAGAGAAAAACUCCGAAACUAUCCGAUGUUUUGAUAACCCCUGUUUCGAGUGAAUGAUAUGUGCGUCUGUGAAUUAGUGUGUGCGCGUGAAUGUGUGUAUGAGUAUUCGUGUGUGUGAGAGAGACAAAAACAGGAUGGAAAAAUUGCUCAUCAAAUUAACCAGAAAUGAUGAAGAGGUGCACCGUAACAGUGUGCUAGAGGAAGUAGUAGAGGACAAACUGUUUACUAUCUACCCCACCCUGCUGCAUCUGCUCUCGAAACACCCCCCCUUAUUUUGUUACGGUUUAUUGCACCUUCCUUCAUCCCGUUUUCAAAAUUCGAUGGAGUCGGCAACAUACACAACACACAAAAACACAAAUGGUAAUUAAAACAAAAACACAAAACUGGCGCUGUUUUUAUUGCAGCGAAACGAUAGCCAAUUCAUCUUCCAAAAACUUUCACCACGGCUACCUAAGAUAAAGGAAGAGAGAGAAAGAGAGAGAGAGGGAGAGAAUGAGAGCCAAAAGCGGAGCUCCAACACCUCCCCUCCCCCUCCUCCCCCACUCACUUGGAAAGAUGAAAACAAUAAGCAGAAGCACGAUUCGUCGAAAUUUGUAUGAAUGUUAAUUAUUACCUCCACUUUGUAGAUGCCUUAAACACAGUGCCUAUGUACAAAACAUGAAGAAAUUAAGAAGAAAAACAAAACAAGAAAAGGAAGCUAACAAGAAGAAGAAGAAGAAGAAGCAAAACACAGGCCCCAUAACACAGCGGAAGCGUAACUAGAAUUGGAAAAUGGUGAACAGAAAAACUAAUUUUCCUUUUUCUUUGGAACAAAAGCGUACCGAGGGAAGAGGAGAGCACAAGAGUAUGGAACAAUAUUUACACCUUUUCCUCAAAAUAACUCUUGUUGAUCCCGUUGUGUUGUUGCAAAAAGGAUAUGAUCCUACAGAUGGCUAGAAUAUUCUAGUUUUGGGCAUACACGCAAUCUCCCACCCCCCUCCCCCUUAACUCCUGCAUCCCCCCGUCGCAGUCACUUCCUCCCUGUCCCAAAUUAAACCUGUGAUUUUCAAUGGAAGGCGGCAAUCCAUGAGAUUGUGUUAUCGUUUGUUAGAUUUUGCCACCAGAUGCCACCAAAUCCUUCACGGGGUUGCUUAAACAGGGCUUAAACAGAGCGUUGAAUCUUUGAUAUUCAUAUUUGUGCAUUUGCUGCCUGGCUGAACCAAAGGCUGUAGAGAAUAGUUCAAAGCUCCAUACUUUUUCAUGUCCCCCGUCGUUGGAUGGGACCGCACUGUGUAGGUCCUAAGACAGAUACGUCUAACACUGAAAGAGAAUUCACACAGUUACCGUGCAAAAAAAAAACAAUGGGAAUAAACACAAUAAACUCAACAAAGUGAGCAGCACACGAAUCCACACAAAAGGAAGCAAAUGUCCGUUUUGAUGAUAACGCUUCUCAAACCAGACCAGCACCGGCGGUAGAAAGAGGAAACGGAAGCGUUACAAAAGCUUCAAAUCCACUGGGCAGAGGAAGGCACUGCACACAACAAACAAACAAACAAAAAAAACC